CUUUUUCAAUCUGUCCAAACAUUCAGCCAAGAGAGAGAAGAUAGAGAGAGAGGUUCUGUUAUGCGAGAGUUACUUCCCGCAGAAGGUUCUGUGUGGAAUCUAUAAAACAAAUAUGGGGAAAGGGGAAGAGUAAAUGCAUAGGGAGAGAGAGAGACGGGAAGAGAGAGAAAGGGUAUAUUUUAAAUUGGUUGUUGCAGUGAUUGAUUUCUAAGAAAUCAUCAGAAGGGGUUUCGUGGUAGCUUUGUUCUUCUGUCUAGCCGAGAUUCUGGAAAAUCAAAAUCUCCACGUCUUCUUCUAACCAUAUUCUUGUUUGUCACUUCAAGAUUUUCGCCUUACCCUCUCCCCUCAACAACCCAACCCAACGGACUCUGUACUUCUCAAUUUUGUUAUAUAUGCUCUGUCACGUGUUGAAUUCUGACUUCCCUUCACGAACUGGGUUCCGGGUGGGGCGUAAUUCGGGUUUUUUCUACGCCCUCGUUUUUGGGGUUUGAUAGGUUCGUCUCUUUUGGGGCAUUUUCUUCAUUAUCGCUUUUUGACAACGAUAAGGGGUGUUUUAGUCUCGGCCUCAUUGAUUGUUGCACACGUGGGUCUGUUCUCUGAGUUGGGGUGCUCUAACUAGGGUUUUCGAGGGGAUCCGAGGUUAAAGUUUGUGUCUUUCCGCGAAUAUCUCUGUUGGGUAUGUGCAAAGUUGAGCUGUUGAUGCAGUGUUAAGGGUUGAAUUGAUUGAUUAAUUGAUUUUAAAAUUUAGCCUAGAAUCUGUUUGGUUGUAUUUUUCUUCUUCCGUUGGUUGGACUCUUUUCCGGAUUCAGUAAUCUGAGAAUUUAAUAGGUUCCUAAUCCAGAAUUUUGUCCUUGUUCCUCUUCUAUACAUUUUAUCAGGUGAAGUGCGAGUUUGUGAGGUAAAAAAAAAGGUUAUGCCGGAUUUUCCUUGAUGUUGUUUUGUGUUUAAGCUAUUGGUGGGGGUGUGAUUCGAACCCUGUGUGCUUUUGAUUGGUUUAAUAUUUUGGUGGACAAAGGGAUUGUGAUUCAUUCUUGUGUUGAUUGGUGGAUAAGAUGAGUAGCAGCGUGUCUGGAAGUUUAGUCCAUCAGGGCCAGUUGCUUGUUCAUAUUGCUGAGAAUGGACACUCUUUUGAGUUGGAUUGCAAUGAAAACACACUUGUUGAGGCAGUUAUGAGGUCUAUUGAAUCUGUUACGGGAAUUAAUUUCAGUGAUCAGCUUGUUCUUUGUUUGGAUAUGAAGCUGGAAUCACAUCGCCCGCUAUCUGCGUACAAGCUACCAUCUGACGAGAGGGAGGUUUUCAUAUUCAACAAAUCAAGGCUUCAAAACAAUUCACCGCCUCCACCACCGGAGCAAGUUGAUAUUCCCAACCAUUUGGAGCCUCCAUCGCCAGCAUCCUCCCACGAUUCACACCCUCUUGAUGAUGCUUCAGAUCCUGCUCUGAAGGCUUUACCUUCUUAUGAACGACAAUUCAGGUACCAUUAUCAUCGGGGGCAUGCUAUAUAUACUAGUACUGUGAUGAAAUAUGAGCAUUGUGAGAGGCUUUGGAGAGAACAGAUGGUCCAAGAAAGAGCAAUGGAGGUUGCAAGGGGUAAUUUGGAUCAGUAUUAUCGAAUGAUUAACCAAAGCUAUUUCGACUUCAUGAAACGUUAUAUGCAACAACACAGGAUGCAUUCUGAUCUUUUGGUGAAUUUUGGGAAGAAUGUUGAGAAACUAAGGUCCAUCAAACUUCACCCUGCUUUGCAAACUGCUAAUCGCAAAUGCUUACUGGAUUUGGUCAAGGAGGAAAACUUGAGGAAGUCAGUGGAGAAUUGCACCAGCUCCCACAAGCAGUUUGAGAAUAAAGUGUCACAAUUUAAGCAGACUUUUGGGGAAGUGAAGCGUCGGGCGGAGGAAUUGUUGUCCACCAGGGCUUUCUUGCCCAUCAAGAAUAUAGAACAACCAAUUAAAGAACACCAGAGAUACAUAAAUGAACAAAAGAGUAUCAUGCAAUCUCUGAGCAAGGAUGUUAACACUGUAAAGAAACUGGUAGAUGAUUGUCUAUCCUCUCAAUUGUCUUCCUCACUUCGUCCUCAUGAUGCAGUUUCAGCCUUGGGUCCUAUGUACGAUGUUCAUGACAAAAAUCACCUGCCCAAAAUGCAGGCUUGUGAUCGUGCUAUUUCAAAGCUACUAGAAUUUUGCAAGGAAAACAAGAAUGAAAUGAAUAACUUUGUGCACAAUUACACUCGAAACAUAACCUAUGUUUCUUAUCUCAUCAAAGAUCAAAAGCUGCAGUUCCCUGUUUUUAAAGAGGCAAUGACUCGUCAGGAUGGCUUGUUUGUGGAUUUAAAGUUGUUCCACGGUAUUGGUGCAGCAUACAGAGCUUGCCUUGCAGAGAUAGUGAGACGAAAGGCUUCUAUGAAGCUGUACAUGGGCAUGGCUGGGCAAAUGGCUGAAAGAUUAGCUAUAAAACGUGAGGCCGAACUCAGUAGACGAGAGGAGUUUUUGAGAGUUCAUAGUUCAUGCAUUCCUAAAGAUGUACUAACGUCUAUGGGAUUGUUUGACAGUCCAAACCAGUGUGAUGUCAAUAUAGCUCCGUUUGAUGGUGAUCUGCUUAAUAUUGACAUAUCAGACGUGGAUCGAUAUGCUCCUGAAUAUCUAACAGGAAUAACUUCCAAGAUGGAGAAGCUAGGAAGCUUUAAAGGUUCAACUGCUUUGAAUAGUGAUAGCUCUCAUUUGGCUGAGGAUGUAGAUAUUGCUGCUGACUCCAUUGAGAGAUAUGAUUCUGAAGGCUUGCCAGAUGGCAGUGAGUUGAUUGAAAUUGCUGGAACCUGCAAGAUGGAAGUUGAGAAUGCAAAACUGAAAGCUGAGCUUGCUGGUAGAAUAGCUUUAAUAUGUUCGCUCUGUCCUGAGGUAGAGUAUGAGUCAUUGGAUGAUGAAAGGGUGAAUAAUAUGCUAAAGAAUGCUAGAGAAAAGACAGAAGAAGCCUUGCAUUUGAAAGAUGAAUAUAUUAAACAUAUUCACUCCAUGCUUAAGAUGAAGCAAAUGCAAUGUAUGUCAUAUGAGAAACGUAUACAAGAAUUGGAGCAGAAAUUGUCUGAUCAGUAUAUGCUUGGGCAGAAGCUUUCCAAUGUAAAUGAUGUGGCUGGGAAGGAAAUAAAGUCAGAAUCUAUCAGCAGUGAAGCUCACAUGCCUUCCAUAUCUACUUCUGAGCCCAUGGAUGAGGUUUCAUGCAUCUCAAGUUCCCUGGAUGCAAAACUUGGUUUGUUCACAGAACAUACUGGUAAAGUGUUAGAUGGGGUGGAUGAAAACAUGUUGGAUUCCUCUGGAGUUCAGAACCCACAGUUGGACUCAUCUAUGAUGGAGCCUCAUCGGGAAGAAGCACAGAGUGCUGAUAAAGAUAAGAAAGACAAGAUAAUCGGACAAUUAGGCAUGUCGUUAACAAACAGUUCUACUGGUGAGAACAUACCUGUGUCACAUGACCUUGUACCUUUUGACCCCACAGUUUCUCAAGACUCAGAAUCCAAAGUAAAUGAUGAUAAGGUGUUGUUGGAACUACGAAGUGCACUUUCAGAUAAGUCAGAUCAACUGACUGAAACUGAAACCAAGCUUAAAAAUGUUAUAGAGGAGGUUGUUGUGCUCAAAAGGGAGCUGGAAGCUAGUAAAAAACUACUUGAUGAAUCUCAGAUGAAUUGUGCUCACUUGGAAAAUUGUUUGCAUGAAGCAAGAGAGGAAGCUCAGACUCAAAAAAGUUCUGCUGACAGGAGGGCCUCAGAGUAUAGUUCACUACGGACAUCUGUCAUUAAAACACGCAGCUUUUUUGAAAGACUCAAGACUUGUGUUUAUUCUCCCGGUGGUGUGGCUGGUUUUGCAGAUUCCCUUCGUAAUUUGUCGCAGUCUUUGGCCAAUUCUGCUAAUGACAGAGAUGAUGAUGACAUUGCUGAGUUCCGAAAAUGCAUUCGUGUCUUGGCCGAUAAAGUUGGUUUCUUAUCGAGGCACCGGGAAGAGCUGCAUGAGAAGUACUCAAGAACGGAAGCUGCUAAUGAACAGCUUCGGAAAGAAUUGGAGGAGAAAAUAGACCAGGUCAAAACUUAUUACAAUAAGCAUCAACUUGAGAAGCAGGCAAAUAAAGAGAAGAUUUGUUUUGGUUGCCUGGAAGUUCAUGAGAUAGCAGCCUUUGUGCUCACUUCUGGUGGGUAUUAUGAGGCAAUUACCAGGAACUGCUCUAAUUAUUACUUAUCCGAUGAAUCAGUAGCCCUGUUUGCAGAACAUGUUCCAAGCCGACCUAACUACAUUGUUGGACAAAUUGUGCAUAUCGAACGCCAGAUUGUGAAGGCGGCACCCCCUCGGGCUGAAAAAUUUAGCACCCCUGACAAAGGGACUGACUGGUUGACCUUGAAUUCAGGUUCAACUCCAAACCCAUACGGUCUCCCUGUUGGCUGUGAAUAUUUCCUAGUGACAGUAGCCAUGUUACCUGAUACCACCAUUCAUUCAUCUUCUCCUUCCUGAUCCUGCUUCAUCCCUCGCAGCAGAUUAGACGUGAUGGAAGAAUUCAAUUGUACAUAAACUACAUUCAAACUCCCAACUGCUCUUCAUUAUGCCUCCUGCUUUAACCAUUUGUACAGCUCAUAAACCAAUUUAGUUUCAAUCUCCCUCUGUAGAUAUUUCAAUCCUUUUAUCACAUUUUGUAUAGAUUGUCAAUAUUAUUUACAACUUCUGCUUAUUUGGACU
Messenger RNA from Vigna unguiculata (cowpea), 4706 nucleotides. RefSeq names its product autophagy-like protein. Gene Ontology annotation, molecular function: protein kinase binding; molecular adaptor activity. NCBI's taxonomy places the organism in Eukaryota, Viridiplantae, Streptophyta, Magnoliopsida, Fabales, Fabaceae. The record is from RefSeq and is a predicted model, not a curated record. Gene Ontology annotation, biological process: ribophagy; positive regulation of protein phosphorylation; autophagosome assembly. Gene Ontology annotation, cellular component: Atg1/ULK1 kinase complex; phagophore assembly site membrane.